AUGGCGAACUCGACCAUGGACCAUGGAUCGCCUCCGCCAGCAUCUUCGGGCCGUCGCGGCAGCUCGUCCAGCAGGACGCCGCUGCAAUCGCCCCCGAGCCUCUUGGGCAGCAGCAGCAGCAAUAGCAGUGACAAGCGUCGCCGCGAUGUCGAACCCAGCGUGCCCCGGCGCCUGUACGUGACCUCCGACUCGCCCGACUUCGAUGCCGGCAUCCUCGCGCGACUCCACGCCGAGGGCUUCGACGUCGAGUAUCUGGCCUUCCCCGGGGAUGAUCGCAAGGAGCUCGAGAACCUCCUGCACGAGCGCGAGGACAACCUCGAGCCGGGCGAGCGAUACGCAGUUGUGGCAUACAACAAACCCGCGCAUCUCCUGCUCGAAUCGCACCACCAACCCUCCACCACCACCAACCCAUUCCCCCGUCUCUGCGCCCUCAUCGCUUACUACCCGGACUGCUGCUCAACCACCACCACCACCACCACCACCCCAACCACCUACCCCUCCUCCGUGCCGCUCCUCCCCAUCCAAAUCCACCUCGCCGGCACCGCCACCCACCCCGUCCCCUCCUCCUCCUCCUCCUCCUCCUCCUCCUCCGCCAUCCACCCCGAAAACGUCACCGCUGCCACAUCUUCUCCUACCCGGAAUCCCGGCCCCGCGCGGGUUCGGCUGGCCUGCGACGCCCGGUUGGCGCGCGUGUGAUGUCGAGGCUGUCUGGGAGGAGUAUUGGCGGUGUUUGUCGUCGGGGUUCUCUUCCUCGGUGGGGGUGGAUGGUGG
Molecule: messenger RNA, 771 nt
Organism: Aspergillus heteromorphus CBS 117.55
Lineage: Eukaryota; Fungi; Ascomycota; Eurotiomycetes; Eurotiales; Aspergillaceae
Exons: 4
Coding region: 1-696 (231 amino acids)
Source: RefSeq, a predicted model, not a curated record